Molecule: messenger RNA, 1368 nt
Organism: Saccharomyces mikatae IFO 1815
Lineage: Eukaryota; Fungi; Ascomycota; Saccharomycetes; Saccharomycetales; Saccharomycetaceae
Gene: THP1
Product: Thp1p
Exons: 1
Coding region: 1-1368 (455 amino acids)
Biological process (GO): poly(A)+ mRNA export from nucleus; transcription elongation by RNA polymerase II; post-transcriptional tethering of RNA polymerase II gene DNA at nuclear periphery
Cellular component (GO): transcription export complex 2
Molecular function (GO): RNA binding; double-stranded DNA binding
Source: RefSeq, a predicted model, not a curated record
AUGGAUGUGGCCAAUCAACUGCUUGAUCAAUUAGGUCACGGGAAUUUUGUGCAAUUGACAUUGAACCUGUCCCAAAAUGGUCACGAAGUUGCUCUCUUGCAGCAACAAUUGACCGGAUCUGAUGACAAACGCUUGGAAACGCUGGUAGAGCAACACCCGGCUAUGCCUAAUGAUACGAGAUUUAAUAUGAUGUGUGUAUCGUAUCUAAAAUAUGCCAGAGAUGUUGACCCAUGGUCAGUCUGGUCCAGUUCGGAUCUAAUAUUUGAGUUCUAUCAAUGCUUGAUCAAUUGCCUCGUCAAUGACAAUGCUCCUCAUAUCGAAAAACUCAUAACAGUAUCAACCAGAGAGACGGAGCUUGUCAUCGGCAUAGCUGAUAGGCUUGACUCGUUUCACCUACAGUUGCAUACGAGCGGUCAUCAAUUUUUAUCGCAUAUAUCGUCCAUCCUAUCAAGAUUAUUUAACAGUAUCAAGCCUCCACGAAGUAAUGCAUCAUCUAAAAAUAUUCCAGGAAAACAGCGAAUACUGCUGUACCUAGUCAAUAAACUGAAUAACAUUUAUUUCAGAAUCGAGUCACCGCAACUGUGUUCCAACAUCUUCAAAAACUUUCAACCAAAAAGCAUGCUUACACAUUUCAAUGAGUACCAAAUCGACCAGCAGAUAGAAUAUAGAUACCUCUUAGGAAGAUACUACCUCUUGAACUCUCAAGUACACAACGCUUUUGUUCAAUUCAACGAGGCUUUUCAAUCGCUCCUGAGUCUGCCUCUAACAAAUCAAGCGAUCAUUAGAAAUGGUUCGAGAAUACUCAACUACAUGAUCCCCACGGGAUUGAUAUUGGGCAAAAUGGUCAAAUGGGAACCGUUACGACCGUUCCUUACUCAGGAAAUAAUUGAUAAUUGGAGCGCUCUGUACAAUUAUGUACGUUCUGGGAACAUCCAAGGCGUGAGCCUCUGGCUGAGACAAAACGAACGUCAUUUGUGUGCAAGACAGUUGCUAAUUAUACUACUAGAGAAAUUGCCCAUGGUCACAUACAGAAAUCUGCUCAAAACGGUAAUUAAGAUCUGGACUACCGAAUGGGGCCAGAACAAACUACCAUACUCGUUAAUAGAACGGGCAUUGCAGCUAUCCAUUGCUCAGACAUUUGGAGAUCCCAAUGUCCAGGAAAUUACUAUUUAUAACGGCAUCCAUUCCCCCAAGAACGUGGAAAACGUGCUCGUGACAUUGAUCAACUUGGGAUUUUUACGUGCGAACUGUUUCCCACAAUUGCAACUCUGUGUAGUAAAAAAGACCACCUUGAUUCAAGAAAUUGUUCCGCCAGUUAAUGAACGGAUCACCAAGAUGUUUCCUGCACAGUCACGAAUUCUUUGGUGA